ACAGACACUGGGAGUUUGACACACACACACACAGUAGUAGUACUAGUAGUAUAGUAGACAAUAGUGUCAUAUAUAUUAAAAAAAAAAUUUAUGCCACAAAAUCGGGUUUAAACACCAACACCAAUACCAACAACAACAACAACAACACCAACGAUAAUGUUUCAAUUGUUUGGUAGUCUUAAACAGUUUCUCAAACCGAGCUCAUGUACUACUGAUAAUAAAAUAUUUCGAUUGCACUACAAGGCAACGGUACUCAUACUAGUGGGAUGUAGUCUUAUGGUAACCGCCCGCCAGUACUUCGGCGAUCCAAUCGAUUGUAUCUCAAGAGAUGAUAUACCACCCAAUCUUCUGGACACGUACUGUUGGAUUCAUACGACAUUCAGUAUUGAAAAUGCAUGGAAAAAACGGGUCGGCGAAGAAGUACCGUAUCCGGGAGUGGACAAGACUACACCUAACGAAAAGCGCAUAUAUCACGCCUACUAUCAGUGGGUGUGUUUUGUACUGUUUUUUCAGGCCUUGCUUUUCUAUGUUCCCCGAUAUCUGUGGAAAGCCAUCGAAGGCGGCCGCAUGAAGAACUUGAUCCUCGGCUUAGACUAUCCGAUCUGUAGUGAAGAUGUCAAAGCAAACAAUCGGGCACUUCUUGUUGAAUAUCUAUACAAAAAUCUCAAUCAACACAAUAUGAUGUUUCGGUUUUAUGUCGUCACCGAAUUGCUGAACUUCUUGAACGUUAUACUUCAGAUGAUACUUAUGGACCGAUUUUUGGGCGGCGAGUUUACCAACUAUGGCUGGGAUGUACUUAGUUUUUCCGAAUGGGACUGGUCGGUCAGAUACGAUCCGAUGAUAAAAGUGUUUCCACGGUUAACCAAAUGUACAUUCCAUCGAUACGGUUCCUCUGGUGAUGUCCAGAAACACGACGCCAUGUGUAUACUGCCCAUCAAUAUCAUCAACGAAAAGAUCUACAUAUUCCUAUGGUUUUGGUUCUACUUCUUGGCCAUUGUCACCUUCAUAGCACUGGUCUAUCGUGCGAUAACCAUAUUUGUUCCCCGUGUCCGCUAUCUGGCCACCCAAUCACGUUGUCUGACCAAUCGCGACGCCCUGCAUUCAGUGUGCAAUCAGUGCCAAAUCGGCGAUUGGUUUGUAAUUGAUUUGCUGUCCAAGAACUUGGAUCCCCUGAACUUCAAAGACCUGAUCCUUGAUUUCUAUCGACGAAUGGAAGGCAAAGGAGCUAAUGGUCUAUAAAAACGAAACAAUUUUUUUGUAUGUUUUUUGGUUUUAUUUGUUUAACAACUGAUAUAACAACCCGUAAUGAUUGAGUCCAACGAAUUAUAUGAUUAAUAUUAAUAUUAGGUUUUAAUAAGAGAUACAAUUUUUUAUAUACAUUUUUUUUGUGACAAUUUUAUAUACAAUUUUUUUUU
Oppia nitens is the source of this 1415-nucleotide messenger RNA. Its product is annotated as innexin inx2-like. The coding region runs from base 157 to 1239 and encodes 360 amino acids. Gene Ontology annotation, biological process: phototransduction. The transcript has 4 exons. Gene Ontology annotation, cellular component: plasma membrane; gap junction. Lineage: Eukaryota; Metazoa; Arthropoda; Arachnida; Sarcoptiformes; Oppiidae. Gene Ontology annotation, molecular function: gap junction channel activity. The record is from RefSeq and is a predicted model, not a curated record.